Messenger RNA from Tribolium madens (black flour beetle), 1617 nucleotides. RefSeq names its product pickpocket protein 28-like. Gene Ontology annotation, cellular component: membrane. Gene Ontology annotation, biological process: sodium ion transmembrane transport. Gene Ontology annotation, molecular function: ligand-gated sodium channel activity. The coding region runs from base 70 to 1617 and encodes 515 amino acids. Lineage: Eukaryota; Metazoa; Arthropoda; Insecta; Coleoptera; Tenebrionidae. The record is from RefSeq and is a predicted model, not a curated record. The transcript is spliced from 9 exons.
UCGUUCGUAUGCCGCAUAUAAUGGGGCGAACUGCAACUUGGGAGUCCGACAAAGUCUCCUCAAAUCAAGAUGAAAUUGGAAGAAAACACAAAAUUUAAUAAAAAAUUGCGAAACCAUCUCGUGCAAUAUUCCUCCUCCACUAGCAUUCAUGGUUUCAAAUACCUCACCGAAAAACGCUCGAAAAUUGAAAAAACAAUUUGGUCCUUGAUGCUAUUAACUCUGUUAAGUGGGUGUAUGUUUAUGAUUUAUAAAGUCUACCACAAAUACGAGAGUUGUCCUGUUGUUGUGAGUUUUUCAACAAAAGACACUCCACUGUACCAAAUCCCAUUUCCUGCUGUCACUAUUUGUCCAGAAUCGAAAUAUUCGCGAAAAGAGUUUAAUUACAGUAAAGUUUAUUUCGAGAUAAUGCAAGAUAAGGAAAUCAACGAAACUGAAUUGAAAAAUUUCUACUAUUUGACCCUCCUGUGUGACCCUGACCUCGACAUUAGCCAACGGGCCAAUAAAACAGUCGAUGAUCAAUUUUUCCAAGUCCUGGAUCAAGUCAAACUUAACGUCGACUCAAUUUUACAUUUUUGCAACUUUAUGGGAAAAUACUACAGUUGUGACAAACUCUUCACCCCGAUUUUGAUCGAUCAGGGAGUUUGUUACUCUUUUAAUAACCUAGGACGCGAGGAGUUGUUCAAAAAACACGUUUUCCACUACUCGGACUAUUACCACGUCCCCAACAACUCCCACAACGUCUACGACACGGAAAAAGGCUACGACACCAACUCCGGAGUCGACACACAUCCCAAAAGGGCCCUAAUGUCCGGAGCCGACAACUCCCUCACUGUUUUCUUCAAUUACGACACUGCUGACACUGAUUUCAUUUGCAAUAGUUUCUUGCAAGGAUUUAGAGUUUUGAUUCAUAAUCCCUGGGAUGUGCCACGUCUCACCAAACAUUAUUUCCGCAUCCCUGUGAGCAAAGUCGUAGUGGCGGCCAUUGAACCGGAAAUUGUUAAAACCUCAAUCGAAGUCCGGAAAUUCCCCCCGGAAAAACGCAAAUGCUACAUGAACAACGAACGGCCCUUGAAGCACUUCAAAAAUUACACUCAACCCAAUUGCUAUCUCGAGUGUUUGACCAAUUACACCCUCAAGCAGUGCGGCUGUGUGCAAUUUUUUAUGCCCAGAGAUAACCGGACUGCUAUUUGUGGCAGUGGGAGUGGAAAUUGUUUGAUAAGAGCUGAAGAAAACCUCAAAUUGAAAGACUUGGAAUUUAAGAUCCUAGGCCAGACUUUCUGUGAUUGCAAACCUUCUUGCACUAAUCUGAGAUUCAAUAUGGAAACAUCUCACAGCGAUUUCUAUUACAAAGAAUAUUUUGAAGCACAUUUGAAUAUGAAAAUUGAUGAUGACGGGACCCACUGGUCAGUUCUACAAAUUUAUUUCAAAGAUGAGCAAUUUAUUACUUUGGAACGAAACGAAUUGUAUGGAAUUACGGAUCUGAUUGCGAGUUUUGGGGGCCUUUUGGGCCUUUUUACCGGAUUUUCGUUAGUUUCGUUGGCUGAAAUUAUUUAUUUUUGUACUGUUAGGAUUAUUUGUAAUACGAGAUUGUAUGGCCGUUGGUCAGGGCCUCAAUAA